This is a messenger RNA of Parascedosporium putredinis, 1443 nucleotides long. Lineage: Eukaryota; Fungi; Ascomycota; Sordariomycetes; Microascales; Microascaceae. The record is from the annotation of a GenBank genome assembly.
AUGGCUUUCAUUAAAGAAUCAAGCGCCAUAUCUUUCAAGUACGAUUCUGAGACCCUGAGGGUUGAAUCAUGGGGUCCAAAUGCCUUCCGUGUCCGAGCCACUCAUCAGCCCGUGUUUCCGGCGGAGAACUGGGCGCUCGAAGAGCCAGUCAUAGCCCCUAACGAUGUGUCUAUUGAGGCGGGCGAAACAGCAAGUAUAAAAAACGGGAAUAUCACCGCUACCAUUUCAGCACGUGGAAAGCUUCUUAUCUUCAACAAUAAAACCGGCAAGCCCAUAUUAGAGGAAUUCUCGCGCCAUCGACUCGAUCUUAUGGACCCAAAAUCACGAUUCGAGUCACUUGAUGCCGAGGAGCGGAUUUAUGGUAUGGGCCAAUACCAACAACCAUUCAUGAAUCUCAAGGGUGCACAGCUGGAACUUGCCCAGCGAAAUAGCCAAGCUAGCGUUCCUUUCGCAGUCUCUAGCCUUGGCUAUGGCUUUCUCUGGAACAACCCUUCAAUUGGUCGGGCUGUGUUUGGUACAAAUGUAACGACAUUCGAAGCGUCGUCCACCAACAUUAUGGACUACUGGAUUGUUACCGGAGACUCGCCUUCUGACAUUGUUAGGGCAUAUACAGAUGUGACAGGAAAGUCCCAGAGAUGCCCGAAUGUCAUUGUCGUUGACUUCUUCCACUGGCCUAAAGAAGGCGAAUGGAAAUUUGAUCCUACAUUCUGGCCUGACCCUGAAACAAUGAUUAAGGAGCUCAAGUCUUUAGACAUCGAAUGCAUGGUUUCUGUUUGGCCCACUGUCGACCGUCAGUCAGAGAAUUACUCCGACAUGCUCUCUCAGGGCCUUUUGAUCCACCAGGAUAGAGGCUGGAGGAUAUCUAUGGAGGACGAGGCAGAGCCCGAAUAUACGGUAUAUGAUUUCGACAUCUACCGGUAUUAUAGAGGUCCCAACCUGAUGAUCGGUAACUGGUACCCUCGGGAUUACUCUCGAGGCUUCUACGAAGGGAUGAAGGCUUCCGGACAGGAUAAAGUUGUGAAUUUGGUCCGUUGCGCGUGGGCCGGAAGCCAAAGGUACGGUGCUCUCCUCUGGUCUGGAGACAUUGCUAGCUCGUGGGGUGCCGCUAAUGAGGUUUGGUCAUAUGGCGAGGAAGUCUAUCAAAUCUGCAAGACAUAUUUAGCUCUACGGGAGAAGAUGAAAGAUUAUAUUCGGGAGCUGAUGAAAGCUGCUCAUAUUCACGGCGACCCCCUCAUGCGUCCCUUGUUUUACGACUUUCCACAGGACGAGAAAGCGUGGAGAAUCGAGGACGAGUAUAUGUUCGGUUGGAAGUACUUAGUAGCACCUGUGCUCAAAGCUGGUCAGAUGCAGUCUACGGUCUAUCUUCCUAAGGGGAAACAGUGGCGACUAGUUUCCGCCCAGGGCGAGGCCACGGGGACGCGUUGCAAGGAGGAAGUUAUGUAA